Messenger RNA from Neohortaea acidophila, 1356 nucleotides. Its product is annotated as Mur ligase. Bases 1 to 1356 code for a protein of 451 amino acids. Gene Ontology annotation, cellular component: mitochondrion; cytoplasm; cytosol. Gene Ontology annotation, molecular function: dihydrofolate synthase activity; tetrahydrofolylpolyglutamate synthase activity; ATP binding. Gene Ontology annotation, biological process: folic acid-containing compound biosynthetic process. The record is from RefSeq and is a predicted model, not a curated record. Lineage: Eukaryota; Fungi; Ascomycota; Dothideomycetes; Mycosphaerellales; Teratosphaeriaceae. The transcript has 2 exons.
AUGAUCGAACUUGGCCUGCAACGCAUCUCUCGCUUACUGGCAGCGACACCGCUCCCAUGGCGAGCUGUUCAUGUGGCUGGGACGAACGGCAAAGGCUCCAUCUGCGCAUAUGUCUCCGCCAUGCUUGACGUGUACAACAAGUCGACUUGGAGGAGCCGUCGCGGCGACCCUCCCAUCAACUUUGGCAUGUUCAACAGUCCACAUCUCGUCGAUCGGUGGGAUUGCAUCUCCAUCAACCAGAAGACCAUCCCAGCUUCGGCCUUCCAUGACAUCGAGGCCAACGUGCUGCGGCGGAACGCGGAGGAAUCGGUCGGAGCUUCGGAAUUCGAGUUGCUGACAGCCACUGCCUUCGAGGCUUUCACGACGAAAUGUGUCGACGUUGCCGUCGUUGAGGUUGGCUUGGGUGGGCGCUUGGAUGCAACAAACGUCAUCGGCCAAACCGAGCAACGACCCCCAGAGGCGCAACGCUUCAGACCUCCGCCGCUCGUCACCGCGUUCGCGAGCAUAGGGCUUGACCAUCAGGAAUUUCUUGGUCAUACUUUGGAGGCGAUUGCGGCUGAGAAAGCAGGCAUCCUGAAACCGGGCGUUCCUGUCGUCUACGAUUGGUCGAAUCCAGCGAAUGUAAAUGAAGUGAUUCAUGCCAUGGCAGAAAGAUUGCGCUGCGCUGCCGAUGGCCAGCGCUACGAUGUUGGCCAGCGAGCUAAGCAUCUGGGCCUAACCUCUCUCCUCGACGCGCCUUCGCAUGUACGCCACAACUCCGCCGUAGCACUUCAAGCGACUUGGUGUGCUCUCGAAAGACUAGGACGCAUGCCCACCUCAGAUACAAAGAAGGCAUCAGCGUUAGACGACCUCGAGCGCGACAUGCUGAAAGUGGUUGAAACUGUCCGCUUCCCCGGACGCCAACAGACAAUCAGUAUACGACAGCUCACCGGACGUCAACAUCACGUCCUACUCGAUGGCGCCCACAACCAUCAAUCAGCCCUCGCACUCGCUCAAGCCGUCGGUAAACUACGUGGCGGUGCCGGCGGUCGAGCUUCCGUGACAUGGGUCUUGGCUGCUUCGGGUUCGAAAGAUGUAAAAGAAAUCUUGUCGCCUUUGAUCAAAAAUGGCGACUCUGUCUUUGCCGUUGAAUUUGGACCCGUUGAUGGGAUGCCUUGGGUGAAGCCUCUACCGACUGCUAAGCUAUUGGAUAUGUCAAAGGCUCUGGCACCAGAAUCGCUGUGUCUCCACGAUCAUGGGAACGAUUUGCGAUCCGCCAUCCAAGCAGCAAGCGAUCGAGCUGGCGAAGGUCCGCUGGUCAUCGCUGGAAGCCUGUAUCUCGUUGGAGAUGUAUUGCGGCUGCUUCGAGGUGAUUGA